CGAGGCUCCGCGCUGGAUCUCUCUGUGCUCAUAUUCUGUAUCUGAAAACUCAAUACGGUUGACAGCAGCCUUUUGGGAUGGAAGGCACAGGCAGCGGCUGGGCAGCAGAGCUCACCCCUCCCUGUGUGAUGCAUGCUGGGACUGGGAAUGACACGGGUCAGGUCUUUGAGGUGGCGCUGCAGAACGGCUCGUCCAAGCGCAGCCACGGGUUUGUGGGAGUGGAGCUGCUGCAGUCCUUCAAGCUGCUCAUCAUCCCCUGCUACACUCUGGUGGCUCUGGUGGGCGUCUUCGGAAACUACCUGCUCCUCUACGUCAUCUGCCGCACGCGCAAGAUGCACAACGUCACCAACUUCUUCAUUGGAAACCUGGCCUUCUCUGACAUGCUGAUGUGUGCCACGUGUGUCCCCUUCACUCUGGCCUACGCCUUCAACCCACACGGCUGGGUGUUUGGCCGCUUCAUGUGCUACCUAGUGUACCUCAUCCAGCCUGUGACGGUGUACGUGUCCGUCUUCACUCUCACUGCCAUUGGUGUGGACAGAUACUACGCCACAGUUCAUCCUCUGAAGAAGCGCAUCUCAGUGGUGGCGUGCACCUACCUGCUGUCGGGGAUCUGGCUGCUGUCCUGCACUCUGGUGGCUCCAGCUGUGGCCCACACCUACCAUGUGGAGUUUAAGGACGAGGGCUUCAGCAUCUGCGAGGAGUUCUGGAUCGGCAAGCAGAACGAGCGUCUGGCCUACGCAUACAGCACCCUCUUCAUCACCUACGUCCUGCCUCUGUCCGCGCUCUGCAUCUCGUACCUGUGCAUCUCGGUCAAACUGAGGAAUUGUGUCGUGCCCGGCCACCACACCCAGAGCCAGGCUGAGGCUCAGCGGGUGCGCAAACGCAAGACCUUUCGGCUGGUGAGCCUGGUGGUGGCGGCCUUCGGCGUCUGCUGGAUGCCGAUCAGUGUGUUCAACGUGCUGCGGGACAUUGACAUUGACCUGAUCGAUAAGCGCUACUUCCUGCUCAUUCAGCUGCUCUGUCACCUGUGUGCCAUGAGCUCCUCCUGCUGUAACCCCUUCCUCUACGCCUGGCUGCACGACCGCUUCCGUGCUGAGCUCCGCAAAAUGUUCAAGUGCCGCAGUCGCAUCGGCAUCUCGGCUAACAACUGCGCCACAGCUAGUGUGGUUUUGUGAAGCUUUGUUCAUUCCUGACUUCUUCACUGUAUGUUCAAGUGUAUUGGGUAUAUUCAAUUCAUUUUAGUGACAUUUGGCAAACUCGCAUUAAAAUAGUAAGUAUCUUUUGUUUUAAUAUUAGAUGUUGGGCUGCAAGUGGUCUGGCAAGCAGGGAACCUAACUGCAGACUUGUGAUAGUGAUCCAGCUUUGUUCCAAGGAAAGCGCACCAUAAUUCAGUGGCCCAGUAUCAACUUCGCUUAAGAGAAAUCCACCAAUUUAGCUUUACACUUAAGAAACAUUGUCAUACUCACCAUAGACCAGUAGACAAAAACAUGGAUCAUAAUCAAUGCACCAAAACCAGAGAUAUUCUCUUUGUUUCCCAUACAUUCCUACAUUACCCACAAUGCAGCUUGAACGCUG
Molecule: messenger RNA, 1575 nt
Organism: Gymnodraco acuticeps
Lineage: Eukaryota; Metazoa; Chordata; Actinopteri; Perciformes; Bathydraconidae
Gene: prlhr2a
Product: prolactin releasing hormone receptor 2a
Biological process (GO): G protein-coupled receptor signaling pathway
Cellular component (GO): plasma membrane; neuron projection
Molecular function (GO): neuropeptide Y receptor activity; neuropeptide binding
Source: RefSeq, a predicted model, not a curated record